Molecule: messenger RNA, 1880 nt
Organism: Lathyrus oleraceus (garden pea)
Lineage: Eukaryota; Viridiplantae; Streptophyta; Magnoliopsida; Fabales; Fabaceae
Product: ATP synthase protein MI25
Exons: 1
Coding region: 749-1267 (172 amino acids)
Biological process (GO): proton motive force-driven ATP synthesis
Molecular function (GO): proton transmembrane transporter activity
Source: RefSeq, a predicted model, not a curated record
GGGGUUGCUCCAAAUAUAUUUCAUAAUGCUCUUGUUCUUCCCCCUGGGAAGAGAAUUCAAGACAUUGCAACCCACCUUCAUCACGAUACCGAGUCUUUGGAGCAACUCUUGACCAUUUUGAAGAAUCUUACUGAAUUAGGUCUACAAAGUCAAGAGUUUCAACAAAUUAUCCUCUUUCUCUCGCAGUGAAGUCCCGAUGGCAAACUAUAUAUAACAUUUGAAUUUCUCUUACAUUCCACGUUUCCGAAACGGAUCCUAUCAAAUAUUUUACAUUUUCUAUGAUCAUCUCUAUUUUAGGUAUUCGGGAAUCCUCCUUAAUAGACGAAAUAUUCCUAUUAUGUCAAUGCCAAUUGAAUCAAUGUUAUUAGCUGUUAAUUCGAACUUUUUGGUAUUUUCCGUUUCUUCGGAUGAUAUGAUGGGUCAAUCAUUUGCUUCAUUGGUUUCAACGGUGGCAGCUGCGGAAUCAGCUAUUGGGUUAGCCAUUUUCGUUAUAACUUUCCGAGUCUGAGGGACUAUUGCUGUAGAAUUUAUUAAUAGCAUUCAAGGUUAAACAUGACUCCUAGAGAAUUACCAAAAUACGAAGUUAUCUUUUCUCCUUUCGUUCUCUUCUUUUUAUUUUUUAUUUUUACUUGGUUGGCAGGGCAGGGUCGGGGCCUUUAUCGCUGGGCGAGCGCAUCUGAUUUAUUCUAAAGUCCUUUCCUAAACCACUUCCCGUUUAGUUGCUGAAAGAUAGAUAGAACCUUUCUAAAUGAGAUUGAGUUCCACGCAUAUGCAAGCUAGAAAGAUGCUAUUUGCUGCUAUUCCAUCUAUUUGUGCAUUAAGUUCGAAUAAGAUAUCAAUCUAUAAUGAAGAAAUGAUAGUAGCUCGUUGUUUUAUAGGCUUCAUCAUAUUCAGUCGGAAGAGUUUAGGUAAUACUUUCAAAGUAACUCUCGACGGGAGAAUCCAGGCUAUUCAGGAAGAAUCGCAGCAAUUCCCCAAUCCUAACGAAGUAGUUCCUCCGGAAUCUAAUGAACAACAACGAUUACUUAGGAUCAGUUUGCGAAUUUGUGGCACCGUAGUAGAAUCAUUACCAAUGGCACGCUGUGCGCCUAAGUGCGAAAAGACAGUGCAAGCUUUGUUAUGCCGAAACCUAAAUGUUAAGUCAGCAACACUUCCAAAUGCCACUUCUUCCCGUCGCAUCCGUCUUCAGGACGAUCUAGGCACAAAGUUUCACUUAUUAGUUAGGAGGAGAUUUAUCCCCCAGUGUAUCUCGAAAGCAAAAAAAUAGAACUCAUUCGAGAGAGCUUGGUGGUCUUAAGAAUGGUUCGGGUGGGGGUUCUCUUAAGAAUAAAUAAGACGAAUAGAAUCUAAUUCAUGUUUAUGCUAACAGAAGAGCGGAUCCAAUACAAAGACAACUUUUUUCUCAUGAAGCAGCUUUGCAAGAAAGGAGUUAGUUCCCUCCGGGGUUUCUGAUAGCCAAUGCUUCCUACGCUCCAGCCCUUAGCCCUGAACUCCUUAGCACAAGCACUAAGUAAGCCCGUGAAGGAAAGGCCUUCAAUAUCGCACCGCACCUACUAGGACUGAAAUUUAGUUUUCGAAUAGGACUACUUCUUUCUUUUCUGUACGCUAGGGCCGCCCGCACGCUUUAAGGGUUGUUGAACGUAUUGCACUAAGAAAGACUCCUGCCGUUGCGGUAAGAUUUUCUUUGAAAGCCGCUCAAGCAAUUUCUUUAAAGAAGAGCAAGCAAGCAAGACAAGAUAAGGCUCGAAAGCUGCGAAGAAAGUCGAGCUGCUCUAAUCGAGCUGUGAAAUCGGUGUGGUGAGGUAUUGGAAGUGUUCAGCGAAUAUAGAUAAAGAAACUCAAAAAGAGCACCGUGCUAUACUGGCAGAGCUUCAGCAAAA